AUUCCACUCGUUCGCCUCGAAAUGCUACGUCGCAAGCAGAUAUCAUGGCAGCGCUCGCCGGACUACCGAUUCCCCGAAUGGACUGGUCUUCAACCGACGCGCCGCAAGCCCUUAAGAAGUUCAAAAGCCUCUGUCAGCUUUAUUUCGCUGGUCCACUAAAGGAUAAAAGCGAGGAAGAGCAAGUCAGCUAUCUCUUAAUAUGGUCAGGCGAAGAAGGAAUCGAACUGGUUUCCACGUGGUUGCUAACAACCGACGAAAAGAAAAAACUCAGCACAUACUGGGAAAAGUUCGAGGACUUCGUGGCACCAAGAAGCAACUUCAGGCUUGCACGCUUCAAACUCCGCACCCUGAAGCAGGAAGCUGGCGAAUCAGUCGAUUCAUUCCUAAAGAAAGUACGGAUUUUAGUAAACGAGUGCAAGUUCACAAACCCCGAUGAACAUAUUAUCGACACUCUUAUCUUCGGAUCGAACAAUCCGCGCGUUCAGUCAAAACUCCUCGAGUAUGAUGCCAGUCUGACACUUAACAAAGCAGUGAGCAUCGCAAGAACCCAGGAAGCCACGAGUAAUCAAUUACAGGACAUCAGAGGUAGCCAAAUCACCACAGUCGAUGCUCUGCAACAUGGCCGAAACACGCAACACAUGAACACACCACCAGCACAGGGCACCCAAGGCGAAAGGUGUGGAAAUUGUGGCACCUUCCACGAUCCACCCCGUAGAUCGUGCCCAGCAUAUGGAACAAAAUGUGAUGCCUGUGGCAAGUUUGGCCACUGGAGAUCCGUUUGCCGUUCCCGCCCAAGGGCCAAAACCAGGGAUAAACAGCACAGACCACAAGUUGUACAUGCCAUAGACACCACAGAGCCCAACACCGACUGUCCAACAGUACAGAGUAUCGAUGUUCCACAACCGCAACUGUAUUUCCACCCCUUGUAUAUAGACAGUGUUGUUGAAAGGGAUACUCAAGCCUUGUUACAGAUAGAAGUGGACGCAGAUGAUUCUGAGGCCGUUGGUAUCAUGAAAUUUUUUAAGUCUGCCGAAAGGAACACGCUAAGUUCUAAGGAACCAAGUGACAUUGCCGAGAGAAGCUCGAUUAGCUUCGCUACAGAAUCUGUGCAAAUAAACGAGAGCACGUGUUCGGCCACUUCUUCACCUGUUGACGAUCACUCGUCAAGUACAUGCAGUGGAACAGAGCAGACUACAGUGAUAGCUACACCUACCAUCGCAGAUGUGCAAGACAAUAUUCCUCAGGAUUCUGCAGAAAGCAAUGACAAUGAAGCUUCUGAUGAAGGAGAUGGUAGGACUCGUGUGAACCGUGUAAGGCAAAGACCAGCAAGGCAAAAACAAGCUCCCCUUGUUUGGCAAAUGGUCCAUGGAACAACAUCACGUGAUAUUCCAUUCAUAGGAAAUUCCGGUGUACAAGUACAGACAGUAGGGUUUGAACCACAAGAAUACUUUGCCCUAUUCAUCAAUGAUGACUUGCUCAUUUGUUUUGUAGCACAAACUAAUCGCUAUGCAGACGAAUUUAUAGCUGAGGGCAAUCUUAGAAGAAGAUCCCGUGCAAAUGAUUGGUCCUCAACUGACAGGACAGAAAUGAAAAAAUUUCUUGGGUUUGUUUUUUUUAAUGAGGAUUAUUCAUAA
Molecule: messenger RNA, 1634 nt
Organism: Pocillopora damicornis (cauliflower coral)
Lineage: Eukaryota; Metazoa; Cnidaria; Anthozoa; Scleractinia; Pocilloporidae
Source: RefSeq, a predicted model, not a curated record